AUGGAGAAGGAGUUGAAAGUGAACGGAGACGUUAUGAUGAAGGGUGAAAUUGAAGUAGGCGAUGACGGAGUGGAGUUUGGGGGGGAAGGACCUGUACCCCGCUUGUCCCUGUGUACCCCCGGCGUGUUCCACCGCAUAAAAGUACCGCGACACGUCCAGAGCGGUACUGCCGUACAGGGGCAACGUUUGGGCACGGUGGCACAGGGAUGGACGCACUUAUUUAGCCUGAGUGUUGCUACUGGAGCUCCUGGUAUUGCUACUGGAGCUCCUGGUAUUGCUACUGGAGCUCCUGGUAUUGCUACUGGAGCUCCUGGUAUUGCUACUGGAGCUCCUGGUAUUGCUACUGGAGCUCCUGGUAUUGCUACUGGAGCUCCAGGUAUUGCUACUGGAGCUCCUGGUAUUGCUACUGGAGCUCCUGGUGUUGCUACUGGAGCUGCUGGUAUUGCUACUGGAGCUCCUGGUGUUGCUACUGGAGCUCCUGGUAUUGCUACUGGAGCUCCUGGUAUUGCUACUGGAGCUCCUGGUAUUGCUACUGGAGCUCCUGGUAUUGCUACUGGAGCUCCUGGUAUUGCUACUGGAGCUCCUGGUAUUGCUACUGGAGCUCCUGGUAUUGCUACUGGAGCUCCUGGUGUUGCUACUGGAGCUGCUGGUAUUGCUACUGGAGCUGCUGGCAUUGCUACUGGAGCUCCUGGUAUUGCUACUGGAGCUCCUGGUAUUGCUACUGGAGCUCCUGGUAUUGCUACUGGAGCUCCUGGUAUUGCUACUGGAGCUCCUGGUAUUGCUACUGGAGCUGCUGGUAUUGCUACUGGAGCUCCUGGUAUUGCUACUGGAGCUGCUGGUGUUGCUACUGGAGCUCCUGGUAUUGCUACUGGAGCUCCUGGUAUUGCUACUGGAGCUCCUGGUAUUGCUACUGGAGCUGCUGGUAUUGCUACUGGAGCUCCUGGUAUUGCUACUGGAGCUCCUGGUAUUGCUACUGGAGCUCCUGGUGUUGCUACUGGAGCUCCUGGUGUUGCUACUGGAGCUCCUGGUGUUGCUACUGGAGCUCCUGGUGUUGCUACUGGAGCUCCUGGUGUUGCUACUGGAGCUCCUGGUGUUGCUACUAGUGGGGCUGUUGCCGGGCUACGUAGCCGACCCAUAAUCAAGGCGCAGCUGCAACAACAACAGCAGCAGCAGCAACAGAUGAACAAGGCGGGUGCUUUGAUGGCCAUGCAACCUGCCGAUUAG
This is a messenger RNA of Procambarus clarkii (red swamp crayfish), 1224 nucleotides long. NCBI's taxonomy places the organism in Eukaryota, Metazoa, Arthropoda, Malacostraca, Decapoda, Cambaridae. The record is from RefSeq and is a predicted model, not a curated record.